AUGAUUGUUAGUAUUAUUAUUAUUACUAGUACUACUAAUAUUACUACUACUACUACUACUACUACUACUACUACUACUACUACUACUACUACUACUACUACUACUACUACUACUACUACUACUACUACUACUACUACUACUACUACUACUACUACUACUACUACUACUACUACUACUACUACUACUACUACUACUACUACUACUACUACUACUACUACUACUACUACUACUACUACUACUACUACUACUACUACUACUACUACUACUACUACUACUACUACUACUACUACUACUACUACUACUACUACUACUACUACUACUACUACUACUACUACUACUACUACUACUACUACUACUACUACUACUACUACUACUACUACUACUACUACUACUACUACUACUACUACUACUACUACUACUACUACUACUACUACUACUACUACUACUACUACUACUACUACUACUACUACUACUACUACUACUACUACUACUACUACUACUACUACUACUACUACUACUACUACUACUACUACUACUACUACUACUACUACUACUACUACUACUACUACUACUACUACUACUACUACUACUACUACUACUACUACUACUACUACUACUACUACUACUACUACUACUACUACUGUAGUGAACAGGAUCACGGGUGGGGACAAACGGAUGUCGACAGAUAUAAGUAGUAUGCAACAUCAAUCAAAAGUGGAAUGCUCGAUGGCAGAAGGUUAA
Messenger RNA from Schistosoma margrebowiei, 741 nucleotides. The record is from the annotation of a GenBank genome assembly. Lineage: Eukaryota; Metazoa; Platyhelminthes; Trematoda; Strigeidida; Schistosomatidae.